CUUACAGAGCCCACGUUUUAUAUAUGUAGAUAGUUUCAUUGUAACCUCCAACAAUAUCUCGUAUUUAUAUAUACAAAGAGUAUAUUAGAAGUAUUCAGUCUGAUAAAAUAGAAAUUAUAUAUCUUAACCAUUAUUUACGAAGAAAGGAUAAUUAUAAUGUAAUAUGUGUACAGAAAUUAUUGCACAUGACAUGAUUCUAGCACAAGUUUUGAGGUUACGCACGAUAGCAUGAUAUUUCACGUCUGACUCGUCAGUUUUUCGAUAAUGCAAAUCGUUAUGCCAAUUGGCUGGACGUAUUGAACAGAGAUAUAUCAAUUCUAAACGCCGAUUGUUUUUAGUUGUGUUUGUGUAUUACGAUAGUAAUGUUAAGUGCCACUUUUUUGGAACAAAAUUUGUAAUUUGCUAUAAAUUAUAUUGUAUAAUAAUUAUAUUGGUCAAAACAAACAAAUUUAUUCUGAUAUAAAGUAUAUUGUGAAUUAUUAUAAGAUUAACAAAAUUUGGUUUUGUAAUAUUUGCACAUCUUGUUCGACCUCUUCUGUGUAAAAGGACACUAGCAGAUACUUAUUCCAGGAAGUAUAUCAAAUUUGUGUUAAUGUCCACAAUGUCCACAUCAUCCAUGGAUGAGCGUAUGUUGAAAGGAAUAAGAAAGGUGAUACCAAAUCUGGUUAAUACCAAAUACAAAGGUCAGGACGGUAGAAUUGGAAUUUUUGGUGGUAGCACUGAAUAUACAGGAGCACCAUAUUUUGCUGGUAUGAGUGCACUGAGAACCGGUGCUGAUCUUGUUCAUAUAUUUUGCACAAGAGAUGCCAGCACUCCUAUUAAAUCAUUUAGCCCAGAACCAAUAGUUCAUCCAGUAUUGGAUCAGUACGAUGCAAUAAAGUAUAUAAAACCUUGGCUCGAUCGACUGCAUGUUAUUCUGAUUGGACCUGGACUUGGCAGAGAUGAAAAGAUAUUUAAAACAAUUGUUGAAUUAAUAUCAAUUUGUCGUGAGAUGAGAAAGCCAUUGGUUAUUGAUGCAGAUGGAUUGUUCCUGAUUUGUCAGAAACCAGAAAUUAUAAAGGAUUAUCCAGGAAUUAUUCUGACACCAAAUGCAAUGGAAUUUAGUCGUUUGGUCAAGGCAGUAUUGGACAAAUCCAUCCCACCUACUCCCUUAGUUAAAGUUUCUGAUGUAAAGCAUGUAGCAGAGGCUCUUGGAAAAAAUGUAAUAAUUCUACAUAAAGGGGCUAAAGAUGUGAUUGUGGAUGGUCACAAAGGUACUGAAACUGUAUCAUGUGGAUUGGCUGGUUCUGGAAGGAGAUGCGGUGGACAAGGAGAUCUCUUGUCUGGUUCAUUAGCUGUGUUCUGGUGGUGGUCUAUCUCCGCAGGAGCUAGUGAAUGCGCUUUGUCGCCCUCAAUAAUUGCCUGCUAUGCUGCAUCCAGAUUAGUUCGUGAAUGCAAUGCAUCAGCUUUCAAAUUAAAACAGAGAGGAAUGUUAACGUCGGACAUGUUGGAACAGAUUCAGCCAGUUUUUAACAAGAUCUUUGAAACUUAUUGCAACAAGUAAUGUAAAAAUGCAAAAAGAAAAUAUAAAUAUUAAUUUAAUUUACUUAUAAUUAUAUUAAGAUACAGUAAA
Molecule: messenger RNA, 1612 nt
Organism: Linepithema humile (Argentine ant)
Lineage: Eukaryota; Metazoa; Arthropoda; Insecta; Hymenoptera; Formicidae
Gene: Naxd
Product: NAD(P)HX dehydratase
Biological process (GO): metabolite repair
Molecular function (GO): ATP-dependent NAD(P)H-hydrate dehydratase activity
Source: RefSeq, a predicted model, not a curated record